Phlebotomus argentipes is the source of this 2463-nucleotide messenger RNA. RefSeq lists its product as uncharacterized. The record is from RefSeq and is a predicted model, not a curated record. Bases 294 to 2189 code for a protein of 631 amino acids. Lineage: Eukaryota; Metazoa; Arthropoda; Insecta; Diptera; Psychodidae. The transcript has 3 exons.
CGCGUCAGUGUGUGUGAAGAUGGCCGAUUGAUUGUCACUCUCCCAUCGAUACGUGAAAAGUUUCAGUGCUUAAUCUCGUGGAAAUUCACGUGAAUCCCCUGCUCAAGCUGUGCUAGUGAACACAUUGGCGCCCCCACACCGCCUAGCGUGCCGAGAGCAGAGUGCCAGAGAAUCUCGUAAGCUUAAGAGAGUGAGAAAGAGAGGAAAAUCAGGAUUAUUUGCUGGAGAGACAGAAGAAAAUCGGAUAAGAAUCGUGCCAGAAAAGAAAUCAUGCGGAGUCUUCCGUGGAGGCGAUGCUCCUGGACGUGUGGCAAAGGCGCGCGACAGUGGCCAGGCGUGGUGUAAGGUUCAUCGUGGACGCGAUGACGCGCAAGAGGCGUCCGACGCGCGCCUCCAAGCCGCCCAAGGAGGCCAACUAUGUGAAAGAGACAUUCUACGAUACUCUGAUUGACGGUGUGAAGAGUGACAGUGGCGAGACAGUGAGCAGGGCGCCGGCGGCGGAGAAUGGGCCGUCGCUGCGCAGCAAGCGCGAGACGUGCAAGCGGAUCAACUACACGGAGCCGAAGGAUGAGGAGUGCCUGGUGGAGAGGCGCAAAGGGAAGCCGCUGUACAAGGUGAUUGACAAGAGCAUGUCGUACACGAAGCAGCACCUGCACACGGGCCGCGACCGCUUCCCGGGGCGGCCGAAGCCCAAGGUGUUGUCGAAUCUCGUGGCGAAGAUCAGGAAGCGGCGCAAGACGGAGCUGAGCGUGCUAAGCGACGAGGCGGACAACUUCAUGUUUCCGCGCACGACGCGCGAAGCGCCGGUGGAGGAGUUGGACAGCAAAAUUGAAAUGCUGAAUCACGAGAUGGGCGCGCCGCCCAACGGCGCACGGCCUAACAGGCGAAAGAGGAACCACGUGAACGACGCGGAGGCGGCGCCGAAGCCUGUCGUGCCGGAGAUCCCCAAUCUAACGCGGAUCAUACACAAGGAGGCAGUGACGCGGCACAAGUUCGCCUUCGAGCGCGUGCCGACGACUGAGCCGUGGUACGAUGCAUUCCUGAGGCAGGACGAGGGGCGGGAGAAGGUGUUCGAGUACUACGGCAGCACGGCGUAUCGGAAACUGCCGUUCGAGAUGGGUCCGCUGCCGCCACUGCCGGCCAAUUGUUGCGGCCUAUCGGCGGGCGGCUCGAAGACGGCGCCCACGACGGCGGCGGAGGCCAAGGAGGAGGCGAAGAAGAAGGCAGAGGUGCUGGCGAAGGUGAGCAAGAGGCGGCGGCAGAUGCUGGACGUGGAGUAUCCGCGCAAGAGUCCGCGCGAGCACGCGUCCACGCUGGCCAUCCUCAGCUGUUUGGUGCAGCAGCGCAAGAAGGAGGAGAGCGCCAGUGAGUCUGAGAAGAAUGGGAGUGGCGACGAGGAGAGGAGAACAAAGACUGCCUCGCCAAAGAGGGUAUCGCGGGACUAUAUCAAUGUGGCCCAGCUGAAUCGCGAGAUUGAGGAGUUGCUCAGCGAUCCGGCGAACGAGAGCUUCGAGAGUGUGGACGUGAGUGUGCUGGCGAACGACAGCAUGUUCGUGCCUCUCAACACACGCCCGGACUUUGUCAGUCUGCUGGUGGAGGAGGAGAAGACGCGCCCGGCGGAGGAAACCUCACCGGCGUCGGUGAUGGCGGUGGCGUCGGCGGGGGGCGAGAUGAAGGGACCGAAGAAGAGGAAGAACAAUCGGACGGGCUGGCCAAAGAAGAAGAGCCGCGGCGUGCGCAAAAGCACGAACAGUGACACGGUGGUGAAUGUGAAGAGUGAGGACUUGUGCGUGGGCGCCAGCGCCGUGGACGCCACGUCGCCGGCCAGUGAGAUCUUCACGGUGUCGUCGUCGGCGGAGAGUGUGCAGAGUGAGGCUGACGCGAAGGCGGUGGCGAAGGAUUCCGACACAUUGAGCAUCAGUGCCAAGAGUUGCUUCAUCAGCGACGAUCCGGAGGAGGUGAACGGCACCACGUCGCCCAGCGACGCGGCCAAGGAGGAGGAGGACGAGCGGCGCAACCGGCGGAAGGCCUUCUAUCAGCCCGUGAUUGCGCUCAAUCGCCUAGAGACGCAGCUGGUGUACAAUUCCUACAGUCUGAGAUCCACCGCGGCGCCCAAGGAGGCCAAGUGCUCAGCAAAGCGGCGCAUCAAGCGGAGCUCGAGGCGCACGAAGAAGGGCACGUGCAGAUAGACUGGCCUAUAUAUUAUGCAGAACAGGUAAGAGCUGCUGGAGUCUCUCUCAAUCAACCAAGUAAACUUGUGUAAAGAGUAUUCGUUAAGGGUAAGGAGGAGAAAUCAUAGCGUAUUCAGAAAGCCGAUUCUCUACUUAGGCGCAAGGCAGGAGGAAACAGGGAUGAGAGUAGUGUUGUAAUAUAUUUUAGGAGGAGCAGAGAGGAGGGGGAGGAGGAAAACCUGUCCAAAAAGAAACCGUGUAAAGUAAUUAAAUAAAAACUCAUGAAUUUCAA